AUGCUUACAGAAAACAAUUCAGAUGAACAACCUAUCAUCGUCAUGGUCAAAAGAUCCUACUGCUGCUGUUGCUGUGACUUGAAGUUUGAUAUUCCUGCUGGUCUUACUACCCUGGAAGAGAGCUGUGGUAAAAGCACAGGUAUUAUGAGACCAGGUGCUCACUGGUGUUAUUGCAGCUGUAAAAGAGUUGCUUGUAUGCUAACAAAAGCUAUUGUUAAUUAUGAUGCUCCUGUCCAUAACUGCCCUACAAAGGAUAAUGCUUAUAUCUCAGUUGAUUUAUAUUUCUCUUUCAGAAUGCCCACUUAAGUGACAGAGGUUAAAAAUUUCGUCUACAGACUAGGUGCAUCUAGAUUUGAUGAGUUACUCUAUGCUGAAAUCGAUGAGAACAUCAGAACAUUUAUUAAUGGAAUCUGGUUGAGUCAAGUAUUUGACUUGAAAGGAGAAAUGGCAGCUAAGAUGAUCUAAGAACUCAAUAGUAAAUUUGCUUAAUUUGGAGUUACCUUCGAAAACUGCAAUGUCAAAUAAGUCCUUGUAAACCAAUAACUAACUUAAGCACUCGAGGAAAAAACAAAACUCAAGUACACAUUAGCUAAUCACAUCAAAGAAUAUGAGAAUCAGAAAUUGACAUUAGAAAAUCAUGAGAACUAAGAAUUGACUGACUUGAAAAGAGAAAAUGAGAGGAAGAUGGCUGAUCUAAGAGCCUAAAUAGAGAGAGCUAAGGUUGAAUAAGAGCAAUUUAGAAUGUAAGCCAAUACAUUAUAAGAAGUAGCCAUCGUUAAAGCUGAAGAAGUUGGCUCAGUUUUAAUCACUUAAGUGGAGGGAGAGAAAUCUAUUGCUGAAUCCUAGAUAAAGGCCCAGGUUAUCGAUAUUGUUAAUAAGGCAAAGGCAUCAGCAAAUUCAAAUAUCAGAAAUACUGAGCAAAAAGCACAAGUUAUGGGAAUUGAGGCUGAAGCAAGACUCCUAGCCACAAGAGCCAAGUAUGCUGCCCUAGUCGAAGAGGGUAAAUCAGAGCUGAAAAAUCUUGAGGCCUUUGAGGCUCAAAGAAGACAUAACUACGAAAUGAGCAAGGCAAAGGCAUUCGGAGAUUUGGUGCAACAACAAAAUAACAUUGUAUUCAGUGGCAAAUCAGGAGAUGCCCUUCUCAGUCAAGCUUUGGAUUUCAGCGAGGGUCAGCAAAAUGUUAAGAAGUAAUGA
This is a messenger RNA of Stylonychia lemnae, 1194 nucleotides long. The record is from the annotation of a GenBank genome assembly. Lineage: Eukaryota; Ciliophora; Spirotrichea; Sporadotrichida; Oxytrichidae.